CUCCGUCGCGCUGCUGUGCGGUUGGAAUCAUAUUCCAAGAUCUGUCCGAAGAGGAUCAUUGUAAACACCUUGCAUAUUUCGCCUUAAAAUGGUCCGUACGAAAAACUUGAGCGCCGCAUCUGGAAGGAAACAGAGGAUUGAAGGAAUUGUGAAGAAUUUAAGCGCCAAAGCGACUUCAUCGCCGAGUAAUCCUGAUGAAAAGCAGGCGGAAUCUGUCUCUGUUUUGGGGGUUCGUGAAAGAUCAAUGGAUUCCAUAACAAACAGAAGCAGUCCAUUUGAGACAGUGUCAUAUGAACUACCAGUUGGUAUGCAGUUUUUUGGCAUCGUAGCUUCGAAGCAAUUGCUACAAGGACAGAAGUUCGGUCCAUUUCCUGGGAGUAUCGCUCAAACCGUAGAACCAAGUGUUCUCAACUAUUCAUAUAUUUCUCAGAUUCCGGAUGUGGAAGGCAAUGACUACUGUUUGAACUUAUACAAGAUAUCUUUCUCCUCUUCGAAAUGGCUCAACUGCAUCGAGCGAUGCACAAGUCACGGGGAAUACAAUAUCGUCGCAUACAAUACACCAGCAGGGAUUUUCUUACAAACGGUUCGCGAUGUCGUACCUGGACAACAAUUGUGUGUUGCCUACGAUCAGGCAUACGAUCUACCACAAGUGCUACAAACACCAGUACCCGCGAUACAGUCUUUGAAUACUCCUUCGUUUGUCCAAGGAAACGUGGCUGAACCGUUCGUUAACUUGAGGACAACGGUAGGCCCAGAGUUCCUUGCGCGAAUUCACGAACAGCGAUCACCGGCUUUUUCUUUGGAAAUGACAAAUCAUGUUGAUAAUCAUGUCAGCGCCGAUGGAAACGAAACGGAGUCGACAGAAGAUGUGAAACCAACUUACAAUGUGAUGACAGCUGAUGUCUCGGAGACCUACUACCCGCCCAUUGAGGAUUCAAAAAUUCCUUUAAACGAAAACUACACGCAAAUCAGUCCUGCGCACGUUGCUGACGAGGAAGGAAAACUGUUUAAAUGUACAAGCUGUAGAGGAAGUUUUGUUACCGUGGAAGAACGAAACAAUCAUAUGGAAACAGCACACACGGCAGAGUGUUCUAUAUGCAAGAAGGUCUACACAAGUUCAUAUUUAAAGGAACAUAUGACAUUUCACUACGAGUCGUCACGUGUGACAUGCCGUGUUUGUGCAAAAGUUUUCUCCAGCAUAAGUAAUCUUCGGAAGCACGAGAAGAAACAUGAAAAACGCGGCUUUGCUGUCCGGGAAAAAAGACGUUUGUUUAAGUGCUCGGAAUGCCCGGAGACGUUCAAUACAGAAAAGUACCUAGAGAUACACCGCAGGAAACACGUGCUCAUUCUACCAAUUACAUGCAACGAUUGUGGUGAAGUAUUUGCGCAGAAGAACCUCUUACGUCGACAUCAAGCCGUUGUCCACAAAGGAAUCAGGCCGUUUAGCUGCAGAUAUUGUGAUAAAACGUUCACCCAGCGAGGUAAUUUAGCUCGUCAUUGCAGACAAGCGCAUGCGGAGAAAACAGCGACAGACAAUCGCUUGACCAAAGAGAAGUUCUUAUGCCGUCGGCGUGGUUGUAACCAAGCCUCGUUUUCGAGUCGUGAAUUAUACAUCGAACAUUUGCAACAGCAUUCGGGCAAUGCUCGCAUUUAUUCCUGCGGGGAUUGCAGCUGCGUGUUUUCUAGCGCUGGCAAUCUCAGUAAACAUAAAAAGACGUUGCAUGGUGACAGUCCCGGGAAACAGAGCGUUAUGAAACCAAGCACAACUCAAUCUACGGUUCCACCAAUAACUCUCCCUGCUUCUGUACCGGAAAUCGAAGCGAAAUACAAGUGUUCUCAAUGUCAACGGCCGUUUCAAAAUCAUUUCCAACUAAAUAGGCAUAUGAGAGUUCAUAAGGAGAAGAAACGAGAACUCAAUAGAUGCGAUGAUUGUGGAAAGAUUUUCAUGACGAGAUCAGGGCUUUCAAAACAUAUAAGGUACUUGCGUUGUGUUAUUAAAAAAGAAGAUUCGAGUCCUGCAAAAGAAAGCGACGACUCAAAAUCCAACAUCCUGGCAGAAAAUAAAUCACCAAAAGACUCGAAAGUAGGGCGGGAAAUCAGACCAACUAGAGCAGCAAGAGAAUCAAAGGUUCUGAGGGAGAAUAAACUAGAAAAUCCAUUCGGUUGCACUACGUGUGGCAAAAACUUUACAAGUGCUUGGUAUCUAAAGGUUCACCGAAGGACACAUAAGAACUACCACGUUCCCUGUGAACUAUGCGGUAAAAUGUUUAGUCAUGUUACAAAUCUUGCUAAACAUAUGAAAUACAUACAUCAAGGUGUGCCUGUUGUACGAAAGCCAAAGGAGAAACCUAAGCCAAAGACCAAAGGGGACGCCGUAAAUCCAGAACUUACUUGCGAUAAAUGUGACAAAACUUUAGCGAAUAUAAACUCGUUGGCAGUACACAAACAACUGCAUUUCGGACUGAAGCCUUUCAAGUGUGAAUUUUGUGAUUCAAGGUUUACCCAGAAAUGCAAUAUGAAAAGACAUUUAGGAACAUGCAAAAUGGUUUUGGAACAGUCGAACAAUUCCUCAAGGAAUCAAAACCACGCUCCAGCGACGCCUCGUGCUCCAGGGACCUCCUUAGCUGCUGGUGAAAAUUCAGGACGUGUUCCUGAACCACCAUCAAGUCCCGUGUUUUAAGUGCUUUAGCCUCUUUUUCUUUACAAGUGUACAUAGCGUUGAAAACGUAGAACUCUUUGGCAGGAUGCAAAAUUAUGUUACGACAUCGCAUGCAGUAAAAUUUACGUGAAAGUAUUUUUUGCUUUGUAUUUAGCUAAACUGCAUGGAGUAAAUUUGAAGUUUUUA
This is a messenger RNA of Dendronephthya gigantea, 2845 nucleotides long. RefSeq names its product zinc finger protein 184-like. Bases 89 to 2680 code for a protein of 863 amino acids. Gene Ontology annotation, cellular component: chromosome. The transcript is spliced from 12 exons. The record is from RefSeq and is a predicted model, not a curated record. Gene Ontology annotation, biological process: regulation of transcription by RNA polymerase II. Lineage: Eukaryota; Metazoa; Cnidaria; Anthozoa; Malacalcyonacea; Nephtheidae. Gene Ontology annotation, molecular function: protein binding; chromatin insulator sequence binding.